CCCGGGCACCGCGAGGAGGGCUCGGCGGGCAGCUCGCUCCCCAGCGCGGCGGACUCCCGGCGGGGGGACACGUGCUGGGCCCGGUCACCGCGGGGCGGAGGCGGAGCCGGGGCGGAGGCGCGGCGACCAGGGGCGGCGACCGGGGAUCCGCAGCGCUGCCCGCGCCCCCACUGGCCGCCCGCGCCGGGCCGGCUCUGCUCUGCGUCGGCAGCACCGCGGUGCAGGCGCGCGAGGGCCGCGGCCGGGGAUGAGCUGCCUGCGGUGAGAGGCCGCCCUGCCCGCCGCGAUCAUGUCCAUCCACAUCGUGGCGCUGGGGAACGAGGGCGACACGUUCCACCAGGAUAACCGGCCGUCGGGGCUCAUCCGCACCUACCUGGGGAGAAGCCCGCUGGUUUCGGGGGACGAGAGCAGCUUGUUGCUGAACGCGGCCAGCACGGUCGCGCGCCCGGUGUUCACCGAGUACCAGGCCAGUGCGUUCGGGAACGUCAAGCUGGUGGUGCACGACUGUCCCGUCUGGGACAUUUUUGACAGUGAUUGGUACACUUCCCGAAACCUAAUUGGGGGUGCUGACAUCGUUGUGAUAAAAUACAAUGUAAAUGACAAGUUUUCAUUCCACGAAGUAAAGGAUAAUUAUAUUCCAGUGAUUAAAAGAGCAUCAAACUCAGUUCCAGUGAUCAUUGCAGCUGUUGGGACCAGGCAACAUGAAUUACCUUGUACAUGCCCCCUGUGUACCUCAGACCGAGGGAGCUGUGUUAGUACCACAGAAGGGAUCCAACUUGCCAAAGAACUGGGAGCUACCUACCUGGAGCUGCACAGCCUUGAUGACUUCUACAUCGGAAAGUAUUUCGGAGGAGUGUUGGAGUAUUUUAUGAUUCAAGCCUUAAAUCAGAAGACAAGUGAAAAAAUGAGGAAAAGGAAAAUGACCAACUCCUUUCACGGAAUUAGACCGCCUCAACUUGAACAGCCAGAAAAGAUGCCUGUCUUGAAAGCCGAAGCAUCGCACUACCACUCCGACUUGAACAACUUGCUGUCCUGCUGCCAGUGUGUGGACGUGGUGUUUUACCAUCCGGAAGUGACGGGCGUCGCGCAGGCCCACAAGAUUGUUCUCUGCGCUGUGAGCCACGUUUUCAUGCUGCUGUUUAAUGUGAAGAGCCCUACCGACAUUCAGGAUCCCAGCAUCGUCCGGAUGACCCGGGACCUCUUCGCCAUCAACAGAGAUGCUGUGCGUCCAGGUGCUAGCCAGGAAUCUCCCAGCAACCCGCCGCUGCGAGUCGUCGUGAAGGACGCGCUCUUCUGCUCGUGUUUGUCCGAUAUUCUGCGCUUCAUUUAUUCAGGUGCUUUUCAGUGGGAAGAGCUGGAAGAAGACAUCAGGAGGAAGCUGAAUGACUCAGGGGAUGUUUCCGAUGUAAUCGAGAAAGUGAAAUGCCUUUUAAAAACACCAGGAAAGAUCAAUUGCCUGAGGAAUUGCAAGACCUACCAAGCCAGAAAGCCUCUGUGGUUCUAUAAUACAUCACUCAAGUUUUUCCUCAAUAAACCAAUGCUUGCUGAUGUUGUCUUCGAAAUACAAGGAACAGCUGUGCCAGCCCACAGGGCCAUCUUGGUGGCACGGUGUGAGGUGAUGGCAGCCAUGUUUAAUGGUAAUUACAUGGAAGCCAAGAGUGUCCUGAUUCCAGUGUACGGCGUUUCCAAAGAGACUUUCUUGUCGUUUUUAGAAUACUUAUACACAGACUCUUGUUGCCCAGCUGGCAUUUUCCAGGCCAUGUGUCUCCUCAUCUGUGCUGAGAUGUACCAGGUCUCCAGACUGCAGCACAUCUGUGAGCUGUUCAUCAUCACACAGCUGCAGAGCAUGCCCAGCAGGGAGCUGGCGUCCAUGAACCUUGAUAUUGUGGAUCUGCUCAAAAAGGCCAAGUUUCACCACUCUGAUUGCCUUUCAACGUGGCUGCUUCACUUCAUCGCCACCAACUACCUCAUAUUCAGCCAGAAGCCUGAAUUUCAAGACCUUUCAGUGGAAGAACGAAGUUUUGUUGAGAAGCACCGAUGGCCAUCAAACAUAUACUUGAAGCAGCUGGCAGAGUACAGGAAGUAUAUCCACUCCCGGAAAUGUCGCUGUUUAGUCAUGUGACCUGAGCUUUUGUGUAUAGACAUGCUUUUUUUACUGUUAUGAAGAAUGGGUACCUCUGGGUUCCAGUAAAAUUCUUAUAAUUGAAUCAGUAUGGUAUUUUAAAAACACCAUAUAGCUUCUUAUUAGCUUUGAAGGCUGCGGAGGUCUUAAAAGGGAGCACAGACUUUAAUGCUUCGCCCAGAACAUAAAACUCCUGGACAGUGGCUUCUCCUCUAGGUUGCCCCGUUGCUUUAAUAGCAUUAAACCUCUCCUCAUUAAGAGAUGUUUAAUUUUAAAAAUAUCAUCUAGGAGAAAUACGAAAAUUUCAUCAUGUCUGACUGAUUGCUAAAAUAAGGGCCAUUUAAAAGCCAGUGUAACUGUGAAUUUGGGGGAGUGCUGUCCGGUGCAGCGUGAAGUUUUAGGAAUAGGAAUUUGCCAUCCGUCAGUCGCACACCAGCUGCUUCCAGGUCAGUAGGCGUGUUUGAAUCAAUAUAAUGAAGAACACCUGCCCAUCUGGUCCAUGCAACCACAUCUGCUUGCCGAUUGGCAAACCCAGUCAGGGCUAGCAGUUACUGCUGUGCAACUUUCUGGAUUCUGCAGCUCCCACACUUAGAAAGGCCUGGCACUUGUUUAGGCUCUGCUAGUACACUGUUAAAUUCCUAAAAAUGUUUGAAAGAAGGCUCCCAUGCUUUCACUUUGCACUGGCUCCCCAAAAUUCCUAUUGAGGGAAAAUGCCCUCUCUCUCUCUCUCUCUCUCUCCCUCUCUAGAGGGUUUCUCUGUGUAACAGCCCUGGCUACCCUAGAACUUGCUUUGUAGAUUAGGCUGGCCUUGAACCUACAGAAAUCUGCCUGCCUCUGCCUCUGGAGUGCUGAGAUUAAAGGCACAUGCCACCAUGCCUGGCUAAAGAAAUGCCUUUUUAAAAAAAUUUUAUUUUAUUUAAUCAUUUUUUUUCACUUAUUUUAUAUAUCAACCACAUUUUCCUCUCCCUCCUAAUCUCCUACUCCCUCCCUCAUCUCCCAACUACCCCCUCCCAUCCACUCCUUUGUCUCCCUUCAGAAAGGGGCAGGCCUCCCGUGGGCUUGAACAAAGAAAGCAUGGCCAUCAAGUUGAGGUAGAACUGGGCUCCUUGCCUGCAGCAAGGCUAGAUGAGGUAAUUAAAAUGUUCUUUUCUUAUUCAAACCUCAAGGACGCUGGGAGAGCAGAGUGGAGAGGCUCCUCAGGGAGGCUUGCUCCGCCUAGUGCCUCAACAGCGACCUCUUCUGGCAGGAAGACAUGCUUUCGGCUGACUUUGGGACACUAACUUACUUCUAGCUCUAUCCCAGAACAGUACUUUCUUGAUCAAUAUGUAAAGCCAGGAAGUUGAUAAGAGUGAGUGAGUAGCCUGACUAAAUAAAGUUUUAGAGAUAAUCACAGGAAAAAAUGCCUUCUAGAGACUUGGGUACAAAAGCUGAAGUAUUCUUUCUUUUAAAUGUAUCUGUUAAGAUUAGGAUGCCAGUGGCUUGAAUUGAGUUCUUCCAGGGACUGAAAGGCCAUCUGGUAUGAAAUAGCAAAGCCACCUAAGAAGGUUUAAAAAAUGGAGAGACAGUGUGGGCUGGGAAAGCCAAAUAGUUCUCUUAUAUCGCGUUUGCAGAAAUGAUUCUGCAAGAUGCGCACAGCUUGGGCAUGGAAAAUACAGAUUGCUGUGCAGUGCUAACAUCAUGGCACCUGUAAUUUAGUGCUGGGCACUAUUGUCCUAAUUUCCAGCGAUUUUAGUAUGCAUAUUUUUCCAACUUUUCAAAAGUUUGGUUCAGCAGUCUCACCCUGUAGUGUUAGGGCGGCAUCCAGAAGACCGUCUUCUGCAUAGCAAUGCUGUUAGAGUAAAGGGGAAAGAGCUCCUGGAGCUAGAACCCAGAGAGAACUCAUUUUAAUUGUGCUGUGUUGGUGAAGAUUAUUGGAAUGCGUUUUGGUUUUUGCAUUUUAAGUUACACACCUAUUGGCAAGUCCCACUUGGUGGCUUAGCAUUGUAAAGAACAGUUAAUGUAGCAGUACCGAGAAGGUCCUUUGCGAUUGUAGAUCCAAUGGUAGCCCUUUGAUACUUGAACACAUAUACUCACCCUCUGUGCUAAUCACAGCAAUUAAAAUUCUAAAAGCUUAGGAAAUUGAAAAAUAGGAGUUGAGAAACAAAGCAUUUUCUCAGAAAUACGAUGUUAACAUUUAACUAGGGCGCUCUCCUGAGUGGGAGCUGAAUUUGGAAACGGGUGGUCUCGAGUGUUUUUCUGGAGGUUUUCCCACUACCUGUGACAGUGACAAGGGCAGAACAGAAGUGAAUUCUUAAGCACAUUUGAAUACAGACCCCUCAGUACUAUGGAAUUCACCCAAUUGAAAGUAACGAGAAGUUUCAAAUACUUAAAAUGAUCAUGGCUAAAUUCAUGCUGGCUUUCAGGGUUGUUUUCCACUCAAAGGAUUAUUUUAGAUGGCUGUAUGCAAAUUUCCUGCUUCAAUAUAUUUACCACGCAUUCUAGUUAGAGGAUACUGUGUAGCAGAAAUAAGGCCCCUUCCUUCAGGGCCAGGUUUGCGUCGUAUUAAGCAUCCCUUGUAUGCUGCUGGCUACUUUCUUCCUGUUCUACCAUAGGGGACUAGACUCUAAGAGAGAGCACUGGCUGGAGACUGAAGCCCACCCUGUGCGAGCCGCACUGGGGCUUCCUCAGGAUCCGGGAAGACUGAGGAAUCAGAUGGAAUUGACUUCCAAGAUGGCCAAAUUUUUUAACUGUAAUUUUACAAAUGAUACUACACUGAUAUAACCAAUUAGGUUUAAUAUGUCUUCAAUAAUUAUUUUAUUUAAAGCAUCUUGUUUAAUUCAACUUUUAAUCAGAUUUUGCAAAGGGUAUGUAUGUAUUUUAAUAUAGCCUAACCUGAAUUUAUAUGUUUUUAGCUUUAGUAUUUAAUGUUUUAUAACAAAUAAACCAUUUUUUACAAAAACGG
This is a messenger RNA of Alexandromys fortis (reed vole), 5063 nucleotides long. It is a transcript of the gene Rhobtb3, whose product is annotated as Rho related BTB domain containing 3. Gene Ontology annotation, biological process: regulation of proteolysis; proteasome-mediated ubiquitin-dependent protein catabolic process. Gene Ontology annotation, cellular component: cytoplasm; nucleus. Bases 290 to 2122 code for a protein of 610 amino acids. The record is from RefSeq and is a predicted model, not a curated record. Lineage: Eukaryota; Metazoa; Chordata; Mammalia; Rodentia; Cricetidae. Gene Ontology annotation, molecular function: GTPase activity; GTP binding; ubiquitin protein ligase binding. The transcript is spliced from 12 exons.